ACAUUUAAUCGUUACAUAUUAUUUACAAUAGUAAAAGUUUGUGAUUAGAAAAUCUAAUUCGCUCGUAUAACAAGAUCUCCUCGUAUCGUCGUUAAUUCUCGAUAAAAUUGUUUUUGUUGGCAAGGAAUGUUAAUUACAAAUACGGUCACGGUGGAGCUACAGGAGGUUUCUAUUCUGCUUCGUUUCCAGAGGCUUUCGUAGCCCGCGGAUGAGAGCGAUCGCGAGAUCUUGCCGUGUUCUCGCGGGGUCACGUGACUCGCGGUCAGACAGUUAUUUUUUUAGGCAUGAUGGCGCCAAACAGCAGUAUCCACAUUAAUGUAAAUAUAAUAUCGAUUCGGUGCACCGCGCGAGGAAGAAAGCCAUCGGGUGUUCUUACGGAGGCUAUUUGAGGGCGUCGAGCGAGCUCGACAGGAGCCCUCGGCCCAAGAACUCUGAGAGGAAUCCGCUUUCUAGAUAAUAAAUACAUGGACGACUAUGUAGGUGCGCGCGGCUCACCUGCACGUGCCACGUAUCGCUAGCUCACUUGGUAUAGUAGAAUGGCACAGCGAGGCAAACGAAUAAAUAGAAACGACAAUGAUUUGGCGUCUUGCCCAGGCGCAAUCAAAAGGCGCAAAUGUAGGCUGGGUCCAGCGACGGGUACGACGUCGCUGGCAGCUACCAUGGGCCCCUCAGAAGAGGAGGAGACGAUGGCGUCGUCCAGUCAAGGAGGGGCAUCCUGGACCCCCAGACCUCUCAGUGACAUCAAAAUCUCUAGUAUAUACAAUCGCUCCUCCGCCGAGGCUCCUGCAGAAUUAUUUCGUAAGGAUUUGAUCAGCGCCAUGAAAUUACCUGACAGCGAGCCGCUAAGUCCCAAUGAAUAUUGGGUUAUCACCGAUCAGUGGAAGCAAGAAUGGGAGAGAGGUGUUCAAGUACCUGUUAACCCAGACUCCCUUCCUGAACCUACAGUUACUAUCACGCAGGCAGCACCCGUAAAACAACACACUGAAUUCAAACUACCUAAAAAAUUCGUAAGGAUAUCUCGCGACGAUUACUUCAGUCCUGAAGAUCAUCAUUUAAGCACAACACCGGCACGAGCAGAAAAAGCUUGUGCUUAUGACCUUGAUGACACUGAUAUAGCUUGGUUGGAUGUGUUAAAUGGCGAACGUGCACAGUCUGGUCAGUUGCCAAUCACGGAAACACAAUUGGAGCGCGUGAUAGAGGAACUGGAAGUUCGUUGUUGGGAAAGAAUACAGACUAUUGUAAAAAACGAGGAAGGUCUUGGUAUCGAGUAUGACGAGAACGUAAUCUGUGAUGUCUGUAGAUCUCCUGACUCCGAGGAAGGGAAUGAAAUGGUAUUUUGCGACUGCUGCAAUAUAUGCGUGCAUCAAGCGUGUUAUGGAAUUACUUCGAUACCGGAUGGUUCCUGGCUAUGCAGAACCUGUUCUCUAAGUCAACGACCAGAUUGUGUUCUCUGUCCUAACAAAGGUGGUGCUAUGAAGUGUACUCGUAGUGGCCAAAAGUGGGCUCAUGUCUCUUGUGCUUUAUGGAUCCCUGAAGUCAGCAUUGGUUGUGUCGAAAGAAUGGAACCUAUCACUAAAAUAUCCAGCAUUCCGCAAAGUCGAUGGGCCCUGAUAUGUGUGCUGUGUCGAGAAAGGGUCGGUGCUUGCAUCCAGUGCAGUAUAAAGACAUGCAAGACGGCUUAUCAUGUGACGUGUGCCUUCAAGUAUGGCUUGGAAAUGAAGGCAAUCAUCGAAGAUGAAAUGGCCGACGAUGGAGUAAAAUUAAGGUCAUACUGCCAGAAACAUAGUAGAACGAAUACGAAAGAUAAAGUUCAAGGCGCGGGAGGCAAUAUAGGAAGCGGAGCUGAGAAAGCAGGAUCGGACUCUGAAGACGCAGAAUCCAGAAGGCGCAAGAGGAAAGAUAUGACUUCUGAGGAGAAAAAUCAAGCUCGUGCUGCAAAAUUGCAAGAAAUCGAAGCAGAAUUCGAUAAACAUGUGAGUUUGAAGGAUAUUGCUUCGCAGCAGUUGGACGUGGAUCCCGAAGGCAUUGUCUACAUUUAUAAUUAUUGGAAACUAAAAAGAAGAGCUGGUCACAACAAGCCAUUACUGGCACCACGUUGUGGAGAACUUUCUGGUAGUGGAUCGCGUAAUCAGGGACAAGCUGCUGAUCUCGAAAAGAUGAGGACGUUCGUUCAACUACGUCAAGAUUUGGAGAGAGUCAGAAAUCUGUGUUACAUGGUCGGCAGAAGGGAAAAACUUUGCCGAUCUUUCCUUAGAUUGCGAGAACAAACCUUUCAUAAACAAGCUUUGGUAAUGUCUGGCCCACCAUUACCGUCAGCUGCUGCCGCUGCUGUAAUGGAAGCCAAUCACGGGCCUUCGAUCUAUGAUCGGCUGUAUUCUCAUCCCGACUCGGAAGAUCACACUCACGACUUUGACUUAAUUGUUGCCAGAAUCGCUGGUAUAGAUUCACCGACCAGCGACGAGAAGAAGCCGCAACAACAGCAACAACAACAACCUCCCCAACAACAACAAGACUUCAAUGGUGCCUCCAGUAAAAAGUUGUAUUUCAACGGCUCCGUCCGAAGAAAGAACCUCUACGGCAGUGAUCUAUCGUCCGUCAGUAGCAGUGAAACAGAUGCGACGAAGGUGAAAACAUCGGAAAAAUCGAAGAACUUGAAGCUGGAAAGUGAGUCAAGCACAGAAGAGGAAACCAACGUUCCGUCGAAAACGAAGUUAUCGCGUAGAAAGACAAAAAAGACUGCUCAACAAGUGGACAAGUUGCAUUCAACGCUUAAAGAGAACAGUGAGAACGAGAAACUCGUGAACAGUAGAUCGCACACACUUCAACACAUGGAAAAGGAGUUAGGAAGCGCUUCCGGUAGUGAAAGUGACGAAUUGCUGCCGUUGAGUGCCGGAGGUACGAAACACGUUGUUGCUUCAGCCAUUUAUUCAGACACCGACUCCGAUUCUCAAGAACACGCGUCUCAUUCGGCAGUGCUAAUCACGAAAGCAGCCGUCAAGGAAUUUUCCGCGGCGAACCUGUCGAAAAAUUCGCAGAAGAGCUUUGGUAAAGAUUCUAGGCACACGGAGUCAACGUAUCACAAUACAGGAACGAAAAAUAAAGAAAAUCAAAGUAAAGGCGGUGCUAAAAAGAAGGAGUACAUACCAUCCGCGUUGAUCGUGCCGCAAAGACAGGCCGCGAAGAAAGCAUCCGAAAUUAUGCAACGUACGCAACAAACCAAGAAGGACAAUUCAGUGCCCGAGGUUACGUCAGAAGCGGUUACAUCUCCCGUGGAGGAGCUUCCUAAAUGUUCCACGAAACAAUCAAAAGAGAAGAGUCCGAGCAAGAAGCAGAGAGAGAAUAAGCCGUCGAAAGAAACAAAGAAUAACGAUGUGUACGAUUUUGAUAAGGAAUUUGGAGAUGGAACGGAGAUCUUGGCGUACGUACCUCAAAGGCAGGCUGCAAAGAAAGCUGCAGAACACAUCAAGAGUGGAAUGGGUACUAAGCCUGCUACGCAAAUCGAACAACAAGAAAAUCCCGAUGGACGGUCGAAAAAGGAAUCUCCAGAGAGUGGUAAAAGAAAGGAACCUAGGAAGGAAGAUUCUUCUUCUAGAAAAGACGAACUUCCUUUAAGGAAGGAAGAAACUUCCUCGCCAUCGUCAUCUUCUUCUUGCUGUUCUUCAUCCUCUUCGUCUUCUUCAUCGUCGUGUUCUUCUUCAUCCUCCUCGUCAUCUCGGAAAGAAGUUUCGUCUGGUAAAGAAGAAUUGGUCGCGAAGAAGGAAGAGCCCUCGUCCAAGAAGGAAGAAGUUCUUUCGAAGGACAAUUGUUCCAGGAGACCUAGGAAACCAAGUGAACGAAAAUCUGUACUCUCGAGUAACAGCGACAGUAACAGUAGUAGCAACAGUUGCAGUAGCUCCACUGGAAGCAGUAGCGAUUCCGAGAGUCCGGCACGUAGGAGACUCUCGAACGAACUUAAGGAAGCUUCUGCUUCCACUACUUCCUCCGAGAGCGACGCUGGUAACAGAACGAAAACAAAAACGACCACGACAAUGGUUGCUGCCGCGGCAAAUAGAAAGCAACAUCCUAGUAAAACGUCACCAGACCAAGAAGCUGACAAGAAACCAAUCUCAGGGCGGAAACUCAAGAAGCUGCCCGAGAAGAAGCUUAAAACUUCCGACGGGCGGCGGGGACCAGAGUUUCAGCCGCCUUCUGAGAGAGAGGAACCUCGUAGAACCUCCAAGGAUCAACAUCAACAACAGAAACAACAGCAACAACAGGAGGCAACUGUCAAGAAGCAGGAUCAAAGAGACAAUAAAAAGCAACAACCACCAGCAGGAACGGAGGGUAAUGAGGAUCUGCUCACUGGGGCUGGAGAUCAUGAUGGGUCGAGAAGUGUUUCUGGGUCCAGACCUACCAAGAAGUCGAGUCAAGCUGCUAAACAACAAUCCUUAUCAAGAAAAGAGGACAACAAGAACAAGUCUGAGGGUAGAAAACGAAAACCAAACGAGUCCGUCGCUAAAGAUGAGAAGAAAGAAACGGUUAAGAAGCCGGAGAAACGGUUGAGCGAGAAACAACCUUCCAAGGAGACCGAGAAGAAGGACGAAGAAGAGAGUAGAAAGGACGAACAGAAGGUUAUCGAUCUAGAGAAGAGCGACGAAUGUACGGACAGUUCGUCGAAGAACGACGAGAAGAAAGUUAAGAAGCUCGCGGGUAAAGACGCGGUGAAUAUCUUGGAGGAAGAGAUGAAACAACGCAGAGCUGAGAGGGACAGUCCGAAGAAAUCGUCGAGAGGUUUGGACAAACUUCUGGAGAAACGCGAACAUCUGGACAAGAUGUCCAAGAGCAAGAAUGCGGAAGUUAAACAGGAGAUGACCGUUUGCGAGGAAGAGAAAGAAGAGAAAGAGCCCGUGGAAGAGAUUCAACAACCGAAGGAAAGUAUAAAGGACGAGGAUCGUAAGAACCAUGUGAACGAGGGUGUUAACACGAUCAUCGAGAAACCGAAAGUCGAAGAGCAGUUGGAGGAAGAAGCGAUAAAGAAAGACAUCGCCGAGGCGCCACAACUGGAGAAGACUACAUGUGGAAAGAAAAAGUCCGAGAGAAGUUUGGAAACCACCAUCGAAUCACAGACUACGGAGAUUCUCGUUCCCGUGGAGGAGAACCUUCAGAAAGAAAUCAUCGAAGAAGACCCCGCCAAGUCUGUCGUGGACAAGAUAGAAACUUUGGAGAAGGAGCAUCAGAAGAGGCGGAAGUCCGGGAAUCGAUCGAUCUUCUCGCCACAGCACGGCAAGGAUCCAAGCGUGUCGGAAUUGUUCGAUUUCGAUCAGGACAUGCUCACGGAGGAGAUGGUGAACGAAGACGGUUUCGGUAUAUCGAGGGAUCCAGAGGAGCGAGCCGCGCCGUUGAGUUUCUCUUUCAACAACGAACUGUGGUUUAAGGAAGACUCGAAGGAGGACAGCGCCAGGGAAACUCUGCAUCUCGUCGAAAAAUUGCGUAUGGAGCUCUCGAAGAAAUCAAAUUCUAGUCAGUUCGAGUUAGAGGCAGUACCUGUAGACAGCGAAAUAAAAAAGGAAGAUCCAACGACAGAGAAAGCGUUCGAGCAACAACAGCUGCAGCAACAGCAGCAACACUUGCAGCAGUCGCAACAGCAGCAGCAUAAUCAGCAAUUAGAGAAAGAGACAAAGAUUCUCGAACCCGCGGAAUUAGUUUUGGAUGCGAAGAACAGCGUCGAGAUGCCCGUAGAAGAGGUAGCUAUUAUUGAAGCCCGUCCCGGUAGCUGUAAAGACACCAUCGAGGAGAAAAGAAAGACAUGCUACACCAGCAGUAACGAUAGAUACACGGCCUACGAAGAGGAUCGCGAAACGAACAAGGUCAGUCUGGUGGAACGAUCGAAGCUGGACCGUGCGGAAACGGACGAGAGAUGGGUUCCUCCGAGCAUCAAUAGUUUCGAACAUAGCGACGUGCAACACCUGAACGCUUUAAUGGAGACCCAGAAUCAUCGAUACGGCAACCAUCAGUUCUCCAACGAGUCCAUUCAGGAGAACGAAUCGCUCACUCGUUCUCAUUUGAACGCGGCGGCUAUGCAGGAACAGUAUCUUCUGCAGCAACCGCACACGCUGCUCCACGGCCAGCAAGAAUCCCACGAGAGGACGAUUCUCGAUCAACAAAUCCCCGACGAGAACCCUAUGGAAAUGAUGAACAGACAUCUGAUCGGAUUGCCAGCUUCGGAGGACGAUCAGGCAGCCGAGAUGAUGGAUAGAGUGCUCGAAAAGGAGGACGAUGUCGUCAGGCAGCAGGAAUACGAUCAGAAUUCUCCGUACAACGACGUAAACGGCCGACCAGACACCAGAUGGGCGGAAAGCCAAGUUCUGCCGUCCCGUAGAUCAACGUCUUCGUCGAUCACUUCCGCUUCCUCCGCGGAGGAUCAUUCCAUUCCACCAUUCAAGAAUGUCCCGAGCAUUUCUUUUCCGCCAUGUUCCAUGGAACCGACGUAUUACGCGGACUCGAGUUACGGCACGGGUCCUGUGUCGUUGUUCCCGCCUCAAUCUUGCGCAGCCCCGUUGCCAUACCCUUCUCCCGGACCAGCCCUCUUUCCGCCCGCGUUCGGGGCAGCUUUUCCAGCCGCGCAGUCGUUGUUGCCACACGUAAAACCGCUCGAGGACUCGUUAAACCUGCAAGCCUCUCCGUGCACCGCUGCGUUCACGUCUUCCUCGCACAAUAUGGCGCUCACCGCUGCCAUGGUCUCGCCCACAAAGAUAGCCACUCCACCACCGCCGCCUCCUCCACCGCCUCCCCAGGUCGCCCCACCCGUCGAAACCAUCGAUAGGACGCAACAACAACCGCAAACGCAGGUCACCGACUCGCCAUCUCUGCCUAUCAACUUCUUGAACACCGUCGCUCCAGAGAGUCACGUUGCCGAUCCGAUCGUCGAGACCCUGCAAGAAGCCUUAACCGACAACAAGACCCAACACCCCGGGAAGAAAUCGCCUUCUAAGCCUACCAGAACCUCCGCUCGAGUGACGUCGCUGCAAGGAAAGUCGCCAGGGAAGUCCCCGCGGCAGGAACCCCAGAGGACGGUCUCUGGAGCACGUGGACGUGGCAGAGGUGCCAAGAGUUCGGCCCAACACUCCAGUUACAGGAGUCGCGGGCGUGGACGAGGGAGAGGACGAGGCAGAAGCGUCCAGAACGCUGGGCUCUCGUUGGUCUCCGGCGCAAUCGUCGGCCAGCACGAUGAUUCUAUUCAAAACAAACUCGUGGGCACCGUCUACGACUUCGAUUCCGACGAAGACUCCACCAGCGAGGCGAACAUUGCUGACCUGCGCACCAUGAGGGAAAGGAAGAAGUCUACUGAUGCCGCGACCGCAGGCGUGGAGAGGAGAGACACCACCGUCGUGGCUUCAGAAGCGGUUCAGACGAAACUCUCCAGUCCUGGAGGCGCGAGGAAGUAUCUGGAAGACAGGAGACUCUCUUGUUCUCCAGGUCGCGACGACUCCGCUAUCGUAGAAAGCGAGUCAAACGCCGGGCAAAGCUUCGAUGCCGUCCUACCACUCAUUCCUGGCCCCGUCGACAUGAGGACGUACAACUCCACCCUCGAUGCUUCGAGCUCUUCCACGUUGCACGGUCAGACCUACGAGAACCAUUUCCUGCGCACGUUUACCAGCGUCUCUACGAGCGACCCCGCCCUUCCGGAUAUCGAGGAAGACCUGGACAAAGAGCUGAGGUUGAUAGGGAAACAGGGACAGGAGGACUGCUCGAAGCCGAGCUUCGAUGCGAGCAUCGACGCUUCGUCCUCCGGUUUCGUCGACGCCAACAAGGUCUCUUUGACGGACUCGAGGAAUCAGCUGAAGGUCAAAAUCAAAGGGCCGUUCUUGGACGCGAACUACGUACCCGCCUCGUCGGUACCGCCUCUGGCUCAACAAGCGCCUGUAAUCAUCGCUCCAGCCGCCACCAGUGCUUCUGUCGCGUCGGGCACCUCGAAUCUCCGACGAAUGAGGAAGAAAGAGCUGCUCAGGCAGUACUGUUCCCAGGACAUGAACAUGGACGAGCCAGGGUCUGGUAAUCUGGCAACGUCCGCGCCGAUCAUCAUGCCACCGAUUAACCGCACGGUGAUCACCAUACCGAAGGCGGUGGCGUCUAUGACCAGCAUACCCACCAGAGAGGACUACAAGGCUGUCGUCGAUGCCAACAUGGAGAAGAAACGAAGAAAAGAAAGACCAGCAGGGUUCCUGGACGCCAACGAGGAGGAGGGACCCAUGGAGAGACGGCGGGGUAGUGCUACUAACGGUGCCAGUUCCAGCGGCAACGUCACGGUCGGGAACACCGACCGUAGACGAGGCAGGCAGAGUAGCGGCGGUAGAUCGACGACGACCACCACGUCGACCACCACCACGAACAGCGGCCCACCGAAACUCAAGAUCAAGAUCGGCAACAGCAUAAUCGGCGGCCAGGAGACCGGCCAGGAUGACAGGACGAGGAUCAGGCCUCCCAAGAAGCGGUUGAGCAGCAUACCUAGCAGCACUCCUAGCAUAGAGGAGCUGCGCAGGGAAAGCAUGAAGUUCAGGCGUAUGAUCAUGGCCGGUUUCGACAAUGACGAGAAGCUCCGGGCGAAGAGUAAAAAGGACAAGAACGGUAAAAGGAAGAAACGACAGUCGAGCAGGAAAGAAGCCAGGGUCCGUAUCCUCGAAGGUGGAGCUGCCCCGCCUAAGCUGAUUAUCAGAUUAGGUAAAGGGAACGAUUCGCCGGACGAACUGCCGAUCCUGGUCACGGACGAAGAGGAAGAGGAGGAGGAGGAGGAGGAACGUAAUCCAACCGACAGCAGGGUAGGGCCACCACCGCCUGAGCCUGCCAAGGACGAGACCGUUUACCCAGCGGUAGUCGCCACCAUCGAGGAGAAGCAGCCUACGGAUCCAAACACUGGUGGCAGCGCGCCCAGGAACGUUCGUUCGGCCAAGGUCACGCCAAUCAGGUUAAAAUUGACGCGUUGCCAGGAGGGCUACGAGCUGAAGGGCUCGCCUGUCCACGGCGAGGAGUCCGCUUCGACGACGGAGAAACCGCCGAGUCCUGAACCAACGAACGAGGAGACGAGGGAUCCGCCGGUUAAGAAUCAAGAGGAGGACUCCUCCAGGGAGGAGGAAGACGACGAAGAAGAAGAGAGCAAUAGCAAUUCCGUGCAAAGAGACUCCACCGCGUGUCCUGCCGCGACAAGUAUACCGCAGGGAUGCCAAGUUAGGUGAUAAUUAAUGAUACUCGUGGAGUAAUGGAGCAGAGGACACGGUGCUCGUAACGAUAGUUUUACGGUCGAUCGAAACGGACUCGAUACAAUAUACGCUUACCGGUUGCUAGCCGUGAAAGCGCGUUGCCGUGAUAAGGUGGAAAAGCGUUCCGCAAGGUACAGUUUUCUUUUUACAAAACAAAUAAAAAUGAACGGAGAUUUACGAGGAACGUCGAGCAACUAGGAAUGUUCGGUUGAGAGCUUUGUUAAGAUGACACUGUGCUGUGGCUGUAUCGCCAAUACUAAUUCCAUAUACUAGUAAUCUAUUCUUCUAUCCGUCUAUAAAGUUGUAUCAGCGGUAAAUGUUAUAGGUAUCUGUUAUACACAUGGCGUAAUAUGUUUCUUUAACUCAUAAUUGUCAAUUUACUUAAAAUCCAAUUAUUUAGUCAGUUUCUUUCUUUUAAGUUAAAAUUGUAUUUCGUAUUUACGUUUCAGCACGCUAUACUUUGUUUCUCAGAGUGUUUACGGCUUCGUAUAUCCCACAGGUAUGUUGAUAGAUAUACCACGACGCACAAUGUCAUCUACAUUAUCUUUCAUCCGAACGUUUUUAAUUAUUCCACGCUGAUUUUAAAGGAAUUUUCGCACUAACUCGGCUGUAGCAUUCGGGAGGAGUGCUUGAUUGUAACAAGGACUAUUAAAAUUCUAAUUAUGCUUAAUAGAUAAUAUAAAUUUUUAUUAAACUCUUAUAUUACACUGUUAAAGUAUAUGUAUUUUUUUUUAUAACGUUUAUCCAAAAAGAAUACCAAUAAUGUAGUGAUUAUUUGAAGGAUAUUCUUUAUUUUAAUACUUUAUAUUAUUUAUCUCAAUAGCUCUCGAGUUCUCAAUUUUUAAGAAUGGUUUCAUCACCCCGACUCUCUUCUCUCUUAAAAAAACAUAACUGCCAACAACUUCAAAAAGUAUGUCAUAAAAAUCAGCAUGCAAGGAUAAAACGAUGUUCCUUGUUGUUCUCACGAAAUGUCUUUAUUUACGGUGACACACGUUGUUGGGUUUAGUGGAAAAAAAAACUGAACAAACGUGUUUCUUUAAAGAAUUAAGAUUGUGAGAAUGAAAAUCAUUGAUAAUUAUCGUUUCUGCUUUACAGAUAAUCCAGUACAUGGGCGAGAAAUUGAUCGCGUUAAAAGGCCCAAUGUUUUGAGAAGGGAAAUAGUUAGGAGUGCGCGGGUACCCGAAACUUCCUAUCAGAAUCGAGUUACAAUUGAAGAAGUUUCUUACUAUGGAAGUACUCCAGUCUAUUGCGAAAGUAUUCGAACGAUUAUAGCCAAAACUUGUAGUAAACAGAAUAUGUAAGUUAUACAUGAAGAUUUCAAGGUACUGCUGCGACUGCGAUAAAACUCAAAUAUCGAGAUUAUAUUGACAAAAUUUUAAGUUGAAAUUGAGCGACGCUUAUUAGGAAAACAUGGUGUACACAAAGGAUAGGAAAAUAUUCGAACAUGAAUUGUUGUUGUGUUUUUUUUUUUUUUUGUUUUUUUUUUACAUUAACAUUUUGCUCGUUUGAGCGAGGCAGCUAUUACUUUUAACGUCGCGCUGUUUGUUGUACAAUCUGAGUGAUACGAGGUCCCGUCACCGAUGAUCGAGUACUGUUUACUUCGGGUACCCGUAACCCUCUAACGACUAUUAUUUCUGCAUUACAGAUAAUUCAGUUUUACGUACUUGUUAAUCCAGAAAAA
Messenger RNA from Hylaeus anthracinus, 10914 nucleotides. It is a transcript of the gene rno, whose product is annotated as PHD finger protein rhinoceros. NCBI's taxonomy places the organism in Eukaryota, Metazoa, Arthropoda, Insecta, Hymenoptera, Colletidae. The transcript is spliced from 10 exons. The record is from RefSeq and is a predicted model, not a curated record. Gene Ontology annotation, biological process: regulation of transcription by RNA polymerase II. The coding region runs from base 537 to 9209 and encodes 2890 amino acids.